This is a messenger RNA of Oryzias latipes (Japanese medaka), 2254 nucleotides long. RefSeq names its product prokineticin receptor 1b (gene prokr1b). Lineage: Eukaryota; Metazoa; Chordata; Actinopteri; Beloniformes; Adrianichthyidae. Gene Ontology annotation, molecular function: neuropeptide Y receptor activity. Gene Ontology annotation, biological process: neuropeptide signaling pathway. The record is from RefSeq and is a predicted model, not a curated record. Gene Ontology annotation, cellular component: plasma membrane.
UCAUCACAGCAUCACCAACCUUCCUUUCUUCCUUUUUCAGGAGACGCGUGCGCCGUUUUUGUGCCGCGCCCCCUCCAACAGUCCAGGCGCAAGAGAACACGCGCACAACUUUUCCAUCCAAAGAGGCGUGAGAGCGAUCUGACAACAGAUGCAAACACUGCUCAUGGAUGCUGAAGGAAAGAAGAGCACGGGAAUACGACGUUCUGUCUCCAAAUAUAGAUUUAUAAUUAUUAUUUUAGGUCGCAGAAAAUCCACAAAACCUCACGGGACCCCUUGCUGGUAAAAAAUGGCAAAGAAGACUGAAACAGCUAAAAUGUUCGCUCUAUUUCUUGUUUGAAGAAGAGAACAUGAAAUGAGUGCAACCCCGGUCAACACUUAAACCUCUGGGUAACACCGUCUAAUUAAAGUCUGCGCUGAGAGAUGGGUGACGUGAACGUCAGCCAGCUGACAGGAGCUUCUGCUGAGAUGCAGGACAGUCUCCCGGACGGCCAGUGGGAUCACUAUGGUGACGGCUAUGACAUGGACUAUGGCAUCCCACCUGAUGAGAUCCCAGACACAACACAGGGUCAGGCCUUCUUUGUGGCCACGAUUGUUAUUGGAGUCGUUCUUGUGUGCAUCAUGCUCGUUUGCGGGUUGGGAAACUUGAUUUUCAUAGCCACGCUGACUCGCUACAAAAAGCUCCGCAAUCUCACCAACCUGCUCAUAGCAAAUCUGGCCAUCUCAGACUUUAUUGUGGCAGUGGUGUGCUGCCCAUUUCUGGUGGACUACUAUGUCGUCAAGCAACUUUCCUGGGAUCACGGACUGGUGAUGUGUGCCUCCGUUAACUAUCUAAGGACUGUGUCACUCUACGUGUCUACGAAUGCCUUGCUUGCCAUUGCAGUUGACAGGUACAUGGCCAUCGUCCAUCCUCUGAGACCUCGAAUGAAGUACCAAACUGCCUACUUCCUAUUAACAGGGGUCUGGAUUGUUCCUAUUCUGAUAUCAAUUCCAUCUGCCUACUUUGCGUGUGAGACCACAUACCCUCACAGCGGCACAGACCCGACCACCCACAAAGUCUUCUGCGCACAGAUAUGGCCUGUGGAUCAGGAGGCCUACUAUCGGUCCUACUUUAUGUUUGUGUUUGCUGUUGAGUUUGUUGGGCCCGUGAUCGUCAUGGCAAUUUGUUACGCCCACAUUUCCAAAGAGCUGUGGUUCAAAAAUGUCCCUGGUUUCCAGACGGAGCAGAUAAGAAAGAGGCUCCGCUGCCGCCGCAAGACAGUUAUGGUUCUGAUUGGGAUCUUGACAGCCUACAUCCUUUGCUGGGCACCGUACUACGGCUACACCAUUCUGCGAGAUUUCUAUCCAACUCUGAUCUCUCGCCAGAAGAACUCACUGGUGGCGUUUUACAUCAUUGAGUGUAUUGCCAUGAGCAACAGCAUGAUCAAUACCUUCUGUUUUGUGAGUGUCAAGAAUAACACAGUGAAGUACCUGAAGAAAAUUGUUCUCUUGCGCUGGCGGUCAACAUAUGCUCCCAGUAAGACGGUGGAUGAAAUGGACCUGAGGACCUCCUCUAUGCCGGUUACUGAAGAGAUUGAAUGCAUCCACUUGAGGUGAGACAAACUAAAGCCAGAUUGCCUCUGAGAAAAAAGUGCAUUUCAAAAAGCUCAACAGAAGAGUGCAAACUGCUAAUGUUAAUGUGUGUCUUCGACACUGUGAUUUAAUAUUGUGCAUUGUGAUUUAUUGUUGGAAUUGUUUUUAAUUGGUUAUAUAACUGACUUAAAUAGCUGUUUUGCGAUUGUUAAUGCUUGUUUUGUACCUUUGUCUUUAUGGUUUUAAUGGAUUUUUGGACUGAUAGGGAAUUUUGCAUGCGAAAAAAACAAAAACAAAAAACAAUAGAAGACACUUUCCUCAAUGUCCUAAUAUAAGCUACUGGUAAAACAUUUUUGCUCGACUGUUUCAGCAUGUUUGGUAGUUGAAAAAUGUAUUUGUGUUCUCAAACAGUAAUAAAGAAUUACACCUGAAAGAAAAAAAGAAAAGCUUUGUUUGAUAUAUUAAGUUCAAAUUAAACAGGGAUUUGUUGUCUGUCUUGAAAUUAUAUAUAUAUAUAUAUAAAAUUUUCUUUCUUCCAAAACAUGUUUCCUAAGGGUUUAAACAGGUUAACUACAUGCAUGUAUUGAAAGGGAUUUAAAAAAGAAACAAGAUUAGUGGGAUUUAUUAGUUAGUCACGAUGCAAAUCACUGCAGAGGAACACAGGUGCCUCAAUAAACACUCAACU